AGGAGGAGGAAGCGGUUCAUUCUCUCCAUUAGUGAGAUCUAUUUUUAUUUUAUUUUUCUAUUUAGUUUGACCCCAUUCGGCAUUUUUCUGCUGAAUUUAGAGUCUUCGAAAAGGUUGCGAUGGGUGACAUCCGUCAGUCAUUGCUGCCUCGGGACGUGCUAAGCGCCGCCAAGGAGCUGCUCUACCACUUGGAUAUCUACAUCUGCAACAUGGUGCAGUCGGGCAGGCAGCCCCCUCAGGUCGACUCCAAAACCCUGGAUCUGAUCGAGGAGUUCAUCCUGCACACGCCCAAGGACAGAAACACACCAGUCAGAAGGAUGAGUGCUCUGCAGGAGCUGCAGCUCCUGGAGAUCAUGUGCAGCUGUUUCCAGGAACAGAGUCGGGACACGGUGCGCCAGCUCAUGUUCUCCGCCCUCUUCAAUCUCCAAGGAAACCAGGCGGAUGAGAGUCGGAUGGCGCUGCUGAGCAAACUGGUCUCCAUGGCAGUCGCUGUGGGCAGGGUUCCCAUUCUGGAAUGUGCUGCCACCUGGCUACAGAGGACCCAUUGUUUGUACUGCGUCCGCCUGGCGCAGGUACUGGUGGACGACUACUGCAGCAUGGUACCGGGAUCUGGGCCCACCCUGCACAACAUCCACAGCGCCAGCCCACGCUUCUGCUGCCAGUUCAUCGCAGCCGUCACCACUCUGUACGACCUCACCUCAGAGGAGCUCACGCCUCCGAUGGAGCUUCUCCAGAUGAUCGUGUCGUGGAUCCAAGACGACCCCCGGCUGGUCCUGAUCACCUUCCUCAACUCGCCCCUGUCCGGCAGCCAGCCAAUCAGCUCUCUGGACGUGACGCCGCUCGGCGGGUUGAUCCGCUGGUGCAUCAAAGCGCCGCUGGCCUACAGGCGGAACAAGAAGCAGGCGAACGACGGGAGCUCUGACGGCGAGCUGGACGCGGCGCGCCUCUUCUCUGCUCUACAUCUAAGUGUUCUUCAGGUGUUCAUGCUUUUACCCAACAUACUCAACGAGAAGGGGCUCUUCGGUCGCCUAGCGCUGCUUCAGAUGGAGUCGGUGGCCGCCCUGACCUCCGAUCUCUCUCGCCUCCUGGACCAGGCCGACAAACACACACACGCAGCCACCAGCGACACACACGCUGCGCCUCAGCUGGCCCUGGACCGGCUGGCCCAGGCUCUCCAGGUGGCGAUGGCCAGCGGAGCGCUGCUCUGCUCCAGAGAGGACCUGAGAGCCAUCUGUUCACGGCUCCCUCACAACAAUCUGCUCCAGUUGGUGCUGUCCGGCCCGGUGAUGUACUACAACAACAUCCACACCCCUCCGCUGGCCUACAGCCCCCACGCCGCUCACUCUCCCAUCCCCGCUCACCCCACUCUGCCGCCUCACACACCCCACACGCCUUUGGCCGCCCACCCGGCCCCUCACGCCCAGUACCCCGCUCAGCCCUUCAUGACGGGGAUGCCGUUCCCCUUCCGACCCGGCCACUAAAAAAACCCAAACACAGACUGCCGCCCCGUGACUGCAGAUAUGACGAGUGUUUGAAGGAAUGUUUGAAUUUAUGAGCGCUUGUGAAUGUUUUACAGUGUAUCCGCAUUGAAUAAAUAUUUUUUUACUUUA
Molecule: messenger RNA, 1610 nt
Organism: Xiphophorus maculatus (southern platyfish)
Lineage: Eukaryota; Metazoa; Chordata; Actinopteri; Cyprinodontiformes; Poeciliidae
Gene: ints15
Product: chromosome 6 C7orf26 homolog
Exons: 8
Coding region: 120-1481 (453 amino acids)
Source: RefSeq, a predicted model, not a curated record